AUGAUUGUAAAAUUUCAUAAGAAAACAGAGAGAAUAAAAGGAUUGUCGUUUCACCCAUAGCAACCUUGGCUAUUAGUUGGAUUGCAUUCUGGAACAAUCCAAAUGAUUGACUAUAGAUUGGGAAGAGUAAAAUAUGCUUAAUAUUUACAAAAAGACAAUAGAAGAAUUUGUCGAACAUGAAGGUCCUGUAAGAUCAGUUUAGUUUCACCAAUCUUUGUGUCUGUUUGUAUCAGGCUCAGAUGAUUUUACUGUAAGAGUUUGGAAUUACAAAACUAAAAAAUGUUAAUUUGUAUUGCGUGGCCAUCUAGAUUUUGUGAGAUGCGUACAUUUUCAUCCAGAAUUGCCGUGGUGUGUCUCAGCUUCAGAUGAUUAGACGUCUAGAAUUUGGAAUUAUUAAUCAAGACAAAUGAUAGCCAUAGUAACAGGACACAGUCAUUAUGUGAUGCAUUGUGAAUUUCAUCCAACAAAAGACUUUCUAAUUACUUGUUCUUUAGAUUAGACUAUUAGAUUAUGGUCAAUUGCAUAAUUGAAGAAAAGAUUUACUUAGAAGAAUGUAAAAUAUUCAAAUAAAUUUAUAGGUCCAAAAUGAUCAACAAAAUGAAUUAGAAUUAAUAUAAAUUUUAGAAGGACACAAUCAAGGUGUGAAUUGGUGUACAUUCAGUCCUACUGAAAAUUUAAUACUGUCUGCAUCAGAUGAUAAGAAAAUAAAAGUUUGGAAAUUCUAUGAAUCAAGAGGCUAUGAAAUUGAUUCCUAUUAAGGUCAUAAUGUAAUUUAUCAUCUAUUAUCACUAUAGAAUAAUGUGAGUAGUGCUAUGUUUCACCCAUUUGGAGAUUACUUUAUAUCUAAUUCUGAAGAUAACACAAUCAGACUUUGGGAUAUGAAGAAGAAAAGUGAGAUAGACUGUUUUACAAAUUAUGAAUUGGAUAGAUAUUGGGUUAGUGCUGUUCAUUAGAAUAAUAAUUAUUUUGCAGGAGGAAGUGAUUCUGCCUUAUACAUAUUUACAUUAUUUAGGAAUAGACCUGCUAUUUAUUUGACAGACAAUAAGAAUUUGUUUGUUGGGUCCAAAAAACAAAUCAAAUUAAUAGAUCUAUAGACUAACUCAGAGAAAAUCAUAAAGAACUUCCAAGAAAUUACAUCUUUAAUAUCAGACAAUCUAUUAUAAGAUAAUAUUGAGUUUAUCUAAUAAAAUAUUUAUGAGACUAAUAAAAACUAACUCUUAGUUAGGUUGAAGUAGAGCUCCCAUAAUAAAUAGAGAGGAAUAUGCAAAUAUGUAAUUUUCGAAUGUUAAACUAACAUCAGCCAAAUAUUUCUGGGUAAGUCUGCAAUUUUCAUUGGAAAAUCUAAGAUCUUGAAAUCUAAAGAAAGUUCUGAAUUAGAAAUAUAUAAUUUUGAAGUCGAUUCUCAUACGGCUCUAGGGUUAAAAGCAGAUAAACUUUUUCCUUAUUUAGGAGGCAAGGCCAUUUUUUACACUGACUAAAUAAUAAAUGUAUUUGAUCCUGUGGCUAACCAACUCAUUCAUCAAAUUCCUUGCUCAAUAGAAUUUAAUAAUAUCAAACAAGUAUUAAACAACGACACAUAUGUGAUGAUUUAAACUAAGAAAUCUAUUUAUCUGUUUACAAAAUCAUUCUAAAGCGUCACUUAGAUUUCAGAGUCGAUCAAUAUUAAAUCUGUAUUAUUCUUAAGUAGAACCUAAAACAUUAUAAUAUAUUCAACCAAAGUUCACAUAAAAUAUUUAUUAAUAAAUGGAGAUUCUGGUAUAUUUGGAACUGUGGAGACUGUUCCAUAUCUUAUACAAUUACAACAACCAAUAGAUAAAUAGAGUGAAAAAUACAAAUUAUUUUACAUGAAUAAUGUUGGUAAAUUACUAAAUAUGAGUCUUGAUUGUUCUGAAAUGCUAUUUAAGUAGGCUUUGAUGGAUAAAAAUAUUAAUUAUAUACAGAAUUUCUUAAAGACACGUAAGAAAAUGGGUGACUUGAUUACAUCAUAUCUAUAUUAAAAGGGAUUUUCAAUGUUAGCUUAUUAAUUAGUCGAUGAUAAAAGAGCUAAAUUUUAACUUGCAUUGUCUUCUAAUAAUUUAGAACUUUCCUAUAGAACAUGUGAUGACUUAAAGAAUCCAAUUUGUUAUCAAUAACUAUCUGAAGAAGCCAUGAGAUAGGGUAAUCACAAUAUAGUUGAAGUUUGUUAAUAGAAAUUGAGAGCUUCUGACUAAUUGUCUUUUCUCUAUACUAUCACAGGCUAAAGCGAGAAGUUGAAUGUUUUAAGUAAAAUAGCCAAAGAAUAAAAUGAAUAUAAUACUAGAUUCUAAACAUUAUUACAUCUUGGUAAUAUUAGUUAAAGAAUUCAAUUCUUAUAAGAUUGCAAAUUGAGUCAUAUUGCAAAUCUAAGCAAAUUAGUGCAUGGAUUGCCAUAUGAUUAAAAUUUGGUAAAUGCUGAAGAUUUAGAAUGGGUAUAAUCAUUGCAACCGUAAACAUUAUAACCUCCUAUUUCAAUCAUAAAAUCUAAAUAACAUCCUCUAUUUUCUAUGAAUUGGCCUCAUAAUUUUGUUGACCAAGAUCAAUAAUACAAUCUGUUAAUGGAAGAAGAAGAUAAAGAUACCAAAGAAAAAAAUCAAAAGUAAUAAGAAAAAUCAUCAGGGAAUUAAAAUAAGUAAACUUAGAAUAAUUGUAAAAAUAGAUAGAAUGAAUAGAAAGUGGAUGACUAACAUAAAUAAGAUAAGGAAGAAAUAUUUGAAGAUUGUUAAUGGGAAAUAAAUGAAUAAGAACUUUUAGAAAUGUAAUUAAACUAAACAACUUUGGAUUUUAAGAGCUUACAAUACGGAUAUCCUGAUUAUAAAAAAGGUACUAUCUACUUAUAAUACAAUAGCUUUAUCACCUGUCGAAUAAGUAAUAACUGAGUAAUUUUAAUAAUGUUAAUAAACAUUAAAGUCAACAAAAAAUGUGACCAAUCUUAAUCUAUGUAAGGACUAUAUGAAAUAAUUGUGUUUGAGUUCAAUUAUGGAGAUAACUCAAAUACCUUUCUUAUAGGCUGCCCCAUAACUGCUAUCAUCUUUAUAAGAUAAAUAACAUUUCAAUAGAAAUUCUUAAACCCUACUCAAAUAAGGUUAUAAGCAAACUUCUGAUGGUAAAUUUCAAGAUGCAUUGAAUACUUUUAAAUCCUUAUUAAGACAAGCAUUAUUUUAUGAGAAAAACACAGAUAUUGUGCCCAUCUGUUUUAAUUACAUUAUGGCUAUGAAUUGUGAAUUAAAUAAAAAAGAUUAAAGUGUUUCUAGACAAAUCGAAUUAGCAUGCUAUAUGGCCAUGUGUGAUUUAUAACCAAUACAUCGUUCUUUGACUUUAAGAGCAGCCAUGAGUUUGGCUUACAAGCAGAAGAACCAUUUGACUGGAGCUUAGGUAGCUAGAUAUUUGUUAAAAUUAUUGGAAAAGGCUCCAUAAGGAUCAGCUUAUGCUAAACCUGAAGUUAUAGAAAACGUUAAGAAAGUAAUCAAUUUUAAUAGUCUAGAUUUUAAAAAAUUGUGAGUAAUAAUUAAGAAAUGAAUAUCAAAUUGAUUUCGAAGAGGAUUAUUUAAUUUAAGGUUGCAAGAUAAUAUUUGCAGAUACUUUGACAAUCAAUAAGGAAUAAAGCAAUCAUUAGUGUUAGUUUGAUUAAGCAAUCCAUUCUUAAAAAGGAAAACUUUGUAAAAUUUGUGAUUUGUGUUAUAUUAAUUGA
Messenger RNA from Paramecium octaurelia, 3706 nucleotides. NCBI's taxonomy places the organism in Eukaryota, Ciliophora, Oligohymenophorea, Peniculida, Parameciidae. The record is from the annotation of a GenBank genome assembly.